Molecule: messenger RNA, 1689 nt
Organism: Lodderomyces parapsilosis
Lineage: Eukaryota; Fungi; Ascomycota; Pichiomycetes; Serinales; Debaryomycetaceae
Exons: 1
Coding region: 1-1689 (562 amino acids)
Biological process (GO): phosphatidylethanolamine biosynthetic process; phosphatidylcholine biosynthetic process
Cellular component (GO): cytoplasm
Molecular function (GO): choline kinase activity; ethanolamine kinase activity
Source: RefSeq, a predicted model, not a curated record
AUGAGUGUUGUUGAAAACGACCCACUUGCAACUGGUGGUGAAACACCAUCAGAGUCAAAAUUUCCAACAUCAAAGACUAAGCUCAAUGAUACUCGAGACAAUGAAAAUCCAAUUGACGAAUUUCAUCCUGCGGCAUAUUGUUACAUAUCUAAUCAAAAAAUACAUUUCACUCCUAUAGACGAUGAAUCAGAGGAUGAGGGUAAUGGUAGACUAGCUGAAACUUUCCCAAAGAUGCCAUUGUUGAAGUACGAUGCUGAUUAUUUGCCAGAUAAACUUUACUUGAAGAAUAAAAACUUUCUUUACUCGUUAAACAACCCAUCAGGCUCAGAUGUUGAAACAGACACCAACACAAGCCAGACAAAUUCUAAUGGGAAAACUUUAGCACCUUCAGCUGAUACAUCUGCCACAACUCAAUCCCAACCGUCACCAACGUCAAGGUCACCAUCACCAUUACCCAAUGCAGUGGCGGACGAAACGCCUCAAAAGACGUGUUUGUACUUUCCCAAAUACGUCAUAAAUCUUGCCGAAAACCUCGAAACGGAUUUUGCCCAAUUGAGGCGUUUAAUAGUUAGAGUCUUUCCACAAUGGAUAGAUACCAAGAAGCUCGAAAUCUCUCAGCUUACCGGUGGUAUCACAAACAUGCUUCUUUCAUGUACCUACGACAACGACACGACAAUAUUAAUCAGAGUUUAUGGCCACGGGACCAAUUUGAUCAUCGAUAGACAUAGAGAGUUUAUUUCGCAUUUGAUAUUAAACUCAAUCAAUUUAGCACCUCCUGUGUUUGCCCGGUUCAAAAAUGGCCUUAUAUACGGGUUUCUUUCUGGGAGAUCAUUAAAGCCAGAAGAAUUGAGCAACGAAGCUUUGUCCCCUCUUAUUGCGCAACAGCUAGGCAAUUGGCACAAGUCAUUAAACUACAAGCUAAUUGAAGAAGGUGUUGAUAAAAUAAGAACCUUGAGAAUUGGAGCCAGACGAAACUCGGUAGGUAAAAAGAAAAACAUCACUAAGAAAAAGCGAUUCAUUUCAAAUGUAUGGGAACUAAUUGAUGAUUGGAUUGAGAUUGUCCCAAUCAAUCCUGAGUUGAUAGCUUCAUUUAAACAACAUUUGAAUGAGGAUGUUAAUGAGGCAAACUUGAAAGAAGUGGUCAAGAAGGAGUUUCACUGGUUGAAAGCCAUUCUUGAACUGGUGAACUCACCAAUAGUUUCUUGUCAUUGCGAUUUGCUCUCCGGUAAUGUCAUUGUUCCUGAAGAUUUUGACUUUCAAGCGCGCCAAGGCACAGAAAAUCCUCUACCGUCGUCAGUUGGGCAAAAUCCUAUCAAAUUCAUCGACUACGAGUACAUGCUUCCAGCACCAAGAGCAUUUGAUAUAGCCAACCAUUUGGCAGAGUGGCAAGGGUUCAACUGCAAUCGUGAUGCAAUUCCCGAACCUUCUAUUUCCAACCCCGUCCUUGUGAAGUGGUGUGAAAGUUAUCUAAACUCUACCAAAUCCGACCCCAAAGAAAUUGAAAUUUUAAUUAACGAAGUAUCAAUGUUUUAUGGAUUGCCAGGAUUUUAUUGGGGUAUAUGGGCCAUGAUCCAAAGUGAACUUUCAAACAUUGAAUUUGACUAUGCCAAAUACGGGAAGUUGAGGUUAGGAGAGUACUGGGACUGGAAGGCCAAGAAUAGGAAUCUAAUUGAAUCUGUGUCAGUAUAA